UUUCACGCUGCAGUGCGUUCUUCAUAGCCUGACCGUUACAUAAGGACACCCGAGUUCCCAACUUUGUCCCACGGUGUGAUAAGCAGACAGCGGAGGCGUGGUCUCUGACGUCACUCGGGCUGAACAGUACUACAGCACUAGUCUGGCUGGAUGUCUGACUCAGCCACGCAGGUUAUUUGGGAAUAUAUUUUAAACGCAUGUUUUAACUAAACAGACCAUAUAAUGCUCGCUCGUUCCUCUUGCUUUGGACAACGCGCAUCUUGUAUUUUGGGCGGUUUGGGGAAGUGCGACAGGAGGUUUUAAGGUCUUUAUCAAGAAGAUGAACAAGGCUCUUGCUCUGGCAUUUGAUAAAUAGACUGGCAAUGUCUAUGUUAAUAUCUUUCUGACCACACCUGCUAAUGGACUGAGAGGUUACUUCAAUAAAGGUUUAAUUUCUAUAUGUGGACUAGUGCCAACGCUGCAGAAAAGCCCAUCGUCCCGAUUCCAGGUCACUGUGUCCCCGAAUUUGUGCUACCACUGUCCUGCACCCUCGCCCGUCUGUUCAUCCCUUGCUUUAUAGGGCAGUUUUUGCUUUCUCUGACCCUGUUUUGUAUCUUGCCACAGACUGCUAGAAUUCGCUUCAAAUAAAUUUGUACUUUUUAUGUAUGGAUCAAAUCUAGAACUGCGCAAUAACAGCCUCUGCCCAACAUACGGUACUGUUGGAGUUUUAACCCUUGCAAGAAACCCAGCUGAAUGUCAGUAAGCUCUCAGGAUUUAACCCAAGAACUUUCCAAGUGAGUUCGCACUCAGGAUUCCAGGUCAGUUUUAAACAAGCAUCAAACAUCACAGAGCUCAUGUAAAGAACAAAUCAUGAGCUCUGACAGUUUCCAGUACCGUGCACUGUUCGAGUACAAGCAGGAGAGGGGUGACGAUAUCUCCCUGCAGCCUGGAGAUCUCCUCACAGUCAGUAAGAUGGCACUGCUGACAUCCGAUUACCAGGAGGGUGAUGAGAAGUGCCCAAAAGGCUGGCUGCAUGGCACCAAUGAACGCACAAAGGAGAAGGGCAACUUCCCCGGCACCUUUGUGGAGUAUGUUGGGGUCGUGAGGACGGGCCUUACUUCAGGGAAGCCCUGGCCGAGACCUGUACCACCAACACCUGUAGGGCCCCAGCCCCCAGUGGCCGCUGCUUCAGAGGGCCCCUGUGGAAAGGGAGAUGUUGUGGAGCAGUGCGCUCUGCCUGACCAGACCCCAGCCGUGGUGCUCAGGCUGUCGGAGGCUCUAGAGAGGCUGGACUGGGAGAAUGAGCCACUGUACCGGUCUGGCCAGACCUCCACUGGAUCCCCAGAAUUAUUGCAGGCUUUGGAAACAGACCCAGCAGCAGUGGACUUUGAGGAAUAUGAACUGUCCACAUUGGCUGAUACACUUAAGAGUUACAUUCAGGACUUGCCCUGCCUGCUCAUCCCAGCUGUAGUGUACAGUGAGCUGGUCUACACUGCUCAGGUGACCGUUAAUUCCUCAAAUGAUGGUGACAAGAGUUAUAACCAGGCAUACAUAGUGAAUAAACAGCAGUAUCAGCAGUUCAUGCUUAGUGAAUUCCCCCUCAUUCUGUACUUUCCAGACUGGAUGAUGUCCCUCAUUGAUAUCCAGACUGUAUCCGUGUUCCUCUGGCUGAUGAAGACAAAUAUUCAUUGUGUGUAG
Molecule: messenger RNA, 1677 nt
Organism: Sinocyclocheilus anshuiensis
Lineage: Eukaryota; Metazoa; Chordata; Actinopteri; Cypriniformes; Cyprinidae
Product: phosphatidylinositol 3-kinase regulatory subunit alpha-like
Exons: 6
Coding region: 850-1677 (275 amino acids)
Biological process (GO): signal transduction
Molecular function (GO): protein binding
Source: RefSeq, a predicted model, not a curated record